GACCUUGCUCCUUCGGCGGCUGCCUGCCCGGUCUGUGGCGAUGGCGGACGGCGCGCUGCCACGCGAGCCCGGGGCCAGCGACACGCCAGACCUUGGCCAGGCCGACACCAUCGACGCCGGCUUCGUGCUCGACAAGCUUCGGACGCGGCACGCGCACGACGCGAUUUACACGCGCUGCGGCUCCGUGCUCAUUGCUGUCAAUCCGUACAAGAGGAUGGGCCUCUUCUCGGAGGCGGUGCUCGCGCAGUACAAGAAUGCCCACUCGCUCCCAGCCGAGCCGCCGCACACCUUUGAGAUUGCGAGUGCGGCGCACCGGGCGAUGAUCCACAACGGGCGCAGCCAGGCCAUCAUUGUGAGCGGCGAGUCGGGGGCCGGGAAGACCGAGUCCGCGCGCCACAUGAUGCUCUACCUCCGAUACGUCAGCAACACCAGCCCGGAGCUCGAGACCCGCCUCUACGGCUCCGACCCCAUCACCGAGGGCUUUGGCUGCGCCAAGACGGUGCGCAACGACAACUCGUCGCGCAUGGGAAAGUUCACGGCGCUCAACUUUGACCCGAGCGCGCGGAUCCAGGGCGCCAGCCUCAACACCUACCUCCUCGAGAAGACCCGCGUCACGCAGUGCGGCCCGGGCGAGCGCUCGUACCACUGCUUCUACGCGCUGUUGCGCGGCGCGUCGCCCGCUCUGCUCAAGCAGCUGCGUCUGCCGUCGGCCGAGCCGAGUGCGUACGCCUAUCUGGCGGGCGGCCAUACCGGCGAGUCGGGCGGCGAGCGCACCGACAAGAUGCUGUGGGCGGAGCUCGAGACGGCGCUCGCCGCGCAGGCGUGGGAGGGCGCGGCGCUGCAAGAGCUGUGGCAGCUCAUCGCGGGGGUGCUGCUCCUUGGCAACGUGCGCUUCGACGCGGCCAACACGGACGCGGCGGCCGUCGAGGGUUCGAGCGCGCCCUCCGUCGCGGGCUGCGAGGCGGUGCUCGGCCUGCAGCAGGGCAGCCUCGCAAAGGCGCUGACGAAGCGCAAGCUCAAGGUUGGCGGCGACAUGGUGGAGAAGGACCUGAGCCUCGUCGCGGCGGGCGACAACCGGGACGCCCUCGCCAAGGCCAUCUACUCGAAGCUCUUCGACCGCCUCAUCGUCCAGAUCAACCGCGCGCUCGCCGAGGCGCGCAACAUCUACUCGCCGCGGGCGACCGCCCACGUCAUCGGCAUCGUCGACAUCUUCGGCUUUGAGAUCUUCGAGAAGAACUCGCUGGAGCAGCUGUGCAUCAAUUUUGCGAACGAGAAGCUGCAGGCGCUCUUCACCAAGACCGUCUUCGCCGAGACGAUGCGCGCCUACUCGGAGGAGGGCAUCGACGCCGCCGACAUCUCUUACACCGACAACGGCGCGCUCAUCCAGACGCUCGAGGCGCUAAACACGGGGAUGCUCGCCAUCCUGAGCGAGGAGUGCGUCGUGCCAAAGGGGUCGGACGAGGGCUUCACCGAGAAGGUGAUGGCGCAGCACGGAAAGGGCGGCAUCAUCGUGCGCAUGAAGGGCGUCGGCCCAAAGGACGGCUUCGGCAUCAACCACUUUGCCGGCCUGGUCAACUACGGCACCCGCGCCUGGCUCGACAAGAACAAGGACCCGCUCAACGGCGACCUCGUCGUGCUGAUGCAGUUCUCCGACAACGAGCUGCUCAAGGAGCUCUUCACCGAGCCGGCGGACGUGGCGCCCGCGGCGGGCGACCGGAAGAAGUUCAAGUCGACCAAGUUCAAGGGCGUCACCGACACCUUCUCGGCGCAGCUCACGGACCUCGUCGGCACGCUCGACAAGUGCGACCUGCACUUCGUGCGCUGCUUCAAGUCCAACGACCAGAAGAAGCCCGACCUGGUCGAGGACGCCGUCAUCACACGCCAGCUCAACACGUCUGGCGUGCUCGACGCGCUGCGUGUCGCCCGCACCGGAUUCCCCGACCGCAUGCCCUUUGACGAGUUUUGCGGCAACUUCCUCGUGGUUCCCGGCCUCGGCACCAAGGCGGAGCUCGCUGGCAAGGCGCCCAAGGACCGCGUGCUGGCGCUGCUCCAGAAGCUCGGCGUGCCCGGCCAAAAGUUCCGCUGCGGCAAGGCGCGCGUCUUCUUCGCCUCGGGCAUGCUCGAGGGCCUGCGCACGCGCCGGCUCGAGAUGCAGGCAAAGGUCGCCGUCGCCAUUCAGGCGGCCGGGCGCGGCCACAUCGCCCGCAAGGCGGCGCGUCAGCUGCGGCGUGUGCGCGAGGAGGCGCUGCAGGCGAUGCUGUCCGCUGCGGCGCAGGAGGAUGUCGAGGCGCUCCGGGCGGCCAUUGCGGACGCCCGGGCCGCCGGCGUGCAUCGCUACGCGGCGGGCGAGGCGAGCGUCGCCGGCGCGGAGGAGCGCGUGGCGGCGCUCGUGGCGGAGCUGCGGGCGCGAAGGGAGGCGGAGGGUGCGCUGGAGAAGGCCAUCGGCGCGGCCGAUAUAGCUGCGCUCGAGGUGGCGCUGCAGCGCGCCGCCGGCUGCAAGUCGGACAGGGCGUUGCUGGAGCGCGGGGAGCGGCGGCUCGCGACGCUCAAGGAGGAGGAGAAGCGGCGCAAGGAGGAGGAGGCGAGGCUCGCCGAAAUCAAGCGGAAGAAUGUGGCGGCGGCGGCGGAGGCCCAAAAAAAGGUGGCCGAGGAGCGGCGGAAACCCGAGGGGGAAAUGGCCUCCCGAGACGGGGCCCUUUUCAAACAGCAGGCGGGGGCCAAGUUUCGGCAAAAGGAGGAGCUGAUCAAGCAGCAGAGCCGGAUACAGGAGGAGGCGGAGACGGCCGACGCCGAGUCCAUCCGCCGCUCAGUAGCGGAGGAGGAGGAGGCGACGCAGCGCGCCAUCGAGGAGGAGGAGGUGCUGCGCAAGCAGGUUCUCCAGGAGCUCGAGGCGGACGGCGUGCGCUUCCGCUCAGGCACCGAGGACGUCCUCGAGUACGCCGUCUAUCUCGGCAUGGAUCUCCGCGAGGACGUCGGGCUGCUGUGGAUCGCGGAUCAGGCGCUGCAGGCGGACGACCCGGAGGGGUGGGACCAGUGCGAGUCGCCCAACGGCGAUCUGUACUACAUGCACGAGGUGACCAAGCAGGUGCUGUGGCAGCACCCGCUCGACUACCAGUACCAGCAGCUCUACCUCGAGGAGAAGAAGAAGGGCCAGGGCAAGCUCGACCGGAGGGGGUCGUCCAACGGGGCGGUCGUGGCGCCGCCCAAGCAUGGGGGCAGCCGCGGCAUCGACGCGCCACCCGCGGGCGGCCCGGUCGGCAGCAGCGACGACGCGCUGCGCCGCGUGCUGCAGCAGCUGCUCGGCACGUCGCACACCGAGCUGAAGCGGCUGCUGACCGAGCCCGCCACGUGUCGGGCGCGCAGCUCCCGCCACGCGCAGCCUCCCGUGCCUGAGCCGCGCGCGUGCGCGCCCCCACAUGCCGCCACGUGCGCAGAGCCGGCGGCGCCGCGUUUGCCCCGACGCGCAGGUGCCCGUGCGCUGCUUUGUGAUUCGGCACAAGUCGCGCAUGGGCGGCGCGCGCUUCGACUUCUUCAUGUCCAUCUCCAAGACGGACGACAUGUACUGCUUCACGGCGAAGAAGUGGUCCGUGUCGAAGGGCUGCUACUACUCCAUCGCGCUCGACCAGGACGACGCCAAGCGCGCGAAGGCGAGCUCCAGCAUGCCAGAGUCGUACGUCGGCAAGGUGCGCUCCGACCGCAAGGCGCAGGAGUACACGCUCUACGACGACGGCGCCUCGUUCGACGGCAAGGAGAAGGGCGGCAAGUCGGAGCUGCGGUGCGAGCUGCUGCACGUCAACUUCUCGAACUCGCUGCGCAACCGCAACCCGGGCGCCAUGACGGUGGUGGUGCCCGAGGUGGACAGCGAGGGCGGGAUGGUGCCGGCGCGGCCAAAGGACGCAGCGGGGCAGCUGAACGAGCGGCUCAAGCGCGGCGACCUCGGCGGGCUCAUGGAGCUCAAGAACCGCGAGCCGAAGUGGAACCCCACCUCCAACAUGUACCAGCUCGACUUCCACGGCCGCGCGACGCUCGCCUCGUGCAAAAACAUCCAGCUGCACCCAAAGCACGGCGAGCAGGCGGACGUAUCGUUCCUCAUGGGCAAGGUGGAGGAGAACAAGUUCAAUGUGGACUUCAAGGCGCCCUUCUCGGCGCUUCAGGCCUUCGCCUUUGCGCUGAUCGUGUUUGACAAUAGCUCCGGCUCGUUCUGAGAGCCUCGGGAUGGGCCGCCGGGGUUCGGAUACGGUGCCGCAUGCAGCGAGCGGGGUGGCGGCCGAGGUACAUGCCGAGAAGGGGGAGGGGCAGCGCCAGCAGCGGCGGGCCGUCCGGUCCGGCGCGUGCCCGAAUUGUGACUUGUACUACAAGGUGGGGUGAGGGUUUAAGCAAAGGGACGAAUCCCU
Molecule: messenger RNA, 4394 nt
Organism: Emiliania huxleyi CCMP1516
Lineage: Eukaryota; Haptophyta; Isochrysidales; Noelaerhabdaceae
Exons: 7
Coding region: 41-4183 (1380 amino acids)
Biological process (GO): actin filament organization; vesicle transport along actin filament
Cellular component (GO): vesicle; actin cytoskeleton; cytoplasm
Molecular function (GO): ATP binding; actin filament binding; microfilament motor activity
Source: RefSeq, a predicted model, not a curated record